Molecule: messenger RNA, 945 nt
Organism: Sclerotinia sclerotiorum 1980 UF-70
Lineage: Eukaryota; Fungi; Ascomycota; Leotiomycetes; Helotiales; Sclerotiniaceae
Exons: 3
Coding region: 1-945 (314 amino acids)
Molecular function (GO): oxidoreductase activity
Source: RefSeq, a predicted model, not a curated record
AUGUCCGCGUCCGCAAAGAGAAGACUCGCAGCCCUUUCCGAGCAACUUGUGAAACCAAUUGGAGAUCAGGGAACCUUUGAAAAUAUUCCGAUUCUCAAGAAAAUCGCGCCAGAUUCAACAGGCCCGAGAGUGAAAGGCAAAGUAGUCAUUGUGACAGGAACCAAUAGUCCCUUGGGAAUCGGACGAGCAUCAGCACAUCAGUUUGCACAGAAUGGCGCAAGAGCUGUAUACAUAUGCGAUUACAACGAUUCAAAUCUCGAAACGCAUAAACGGGAACUUGCAUCAUUAUACCCAGAUGUCGAAGUACACACGUGGAAGUUUGAUGCGGCGGAUGAACAAUCUGUGAAGGAAGUUAUUGAUCAUGCGGUAAAGACAUAUGGGAGAUUGGAUGUCUUCUUUGCAAAUGCGGGUGUAGUAGGCACAAAUAGAAUAUUUACAGAUAUUUCUGCAGAUGAAGUUUUGUCUACUUUGCGGACAAAUGUCGUCAGUGUAGCAAUGGCAGCCAAAUAUUCAGCACCGGCCAUGAUGCUAACAUCAUCGAAUAAACAAUACCCUUCCGGUAGUAUAAUAGCCACAGCUUCAGUCGCCGGUCUCCGUUCCAAUGCCGGUUCUAGCGACUACUCUGCCUCUAAAGCCGCCGUGAUAUCAUUAGCUCAAACAAUAUCCUAUCAGCUAGCAGGCACGGGAAUUCGCGUCAAUGCCAUCUGUCCUGGCGUCAUUGAAACAGGUAUGACUGCACCAAUGUAUGAAGCUGCAAGAGCUAGAGGCUCGGAAAAGAAAAUUGGUCAAUUGAAUCCGCUGGGAAGAGGUGCGCACGCGGAUGAAGUUGCGAGGGUAGCGUUAUUCUUGGGGAGUGAGGAAAGUAGUUAUGUGAAUGGUCAGGCUUGGGCUGUAGAUGGCGGUCUUAGUGCUGGACAUCCCUUUGUUCCGGGAAAGUUGGGUUGA